AUGCCUUCCGAUGACGAGGGCUUCGAGAUCACUGGCGCCAAAGGCCCCAACGUCCGACCGGCACCUAAACCUCGUAGGUCGGCAAGGACCAAACUGCCUCCGAUCCCCAAGAUACCAUCGCCAUCACGCGAGUCAUUCGAGGUGGCGGCCGAAUCCAGCUCGGCUGCCACGAAGCGCGCCAGUGCCAGCCCGGCUGCCAAGCGCAAGCGGACGAGUCGGUCAUUGGGAUCCGAGUCGGCAGCCGAGCAGGACGAGCUCGAAGAAGGCCCCAAGCGCAGGUACAAGAAGCCAUUCACCUCGACCAAAGCGCCCCGGAGCUCUCCUUCCAAGACGACGCCAAAGGAAAAGAAGGAGCAGAAGGAGGCCAAGCCCAAGAAGCUCAGCCAGGCGGCGCUGUUGCGAAACAAGACGCAGGAGCUGCAGGACGACGAGCACUUUGGAAAGCUCCCCGAGGCGACCAUCAAGCGCAUCGCCAAGGCGCACGUGGAGCGACUCUAUCUCAUCCAUCGCUUCCGCCACGGCACCACGCUUCGGGAGGAGUUCGACGUCUUUGGCAGCAAGGGCAAUGUUUACAAGGUCGCGCUAGCCCAGAACGUCGAGUGCAGCUGUAUGGACUUUGCCCUGCAACGUCGUCCGUGCAAGCACAUCCUCUUCGUGUACAUCAAGGUGUUGCGCCUUGCGGGACAUCUGCCGGUCUACUCUCGAGUUCGCCUAUCCAAUUCGGAGCUGGAGACAAUCUUCGCCGAGGCACGCAUGGAUCCUGUCGCCGAGGCCAUGGCACACAAGGGCGUGAGGCGCGCUUGGGAGAACGCCGUCGGAUUCGAUCCGAAUGCUGCAUCCAGCUCCAGCUCAGAGUCGAUGAGCGGCGAAGAGGGCAAGCGGAUCAUUCCGGAAGAAGGCGACAUGUGCGGUGUCUGCUACGAGGACCUGGAGCCGGGCAGCACCGAAGGCCUCGAGUUCUGUCUCAAGUCGUGCGGUCGACCGAUCCACAGCGACUGCCUGCAAAAGUGGUUCGACAGCCGUGGAUUUGCCAGGACCUGCAUCUGGUGUCGCGCAAAGUGGGAUGGCGCCGCAGAGGCUCGCAAGGAUCCACACGCCGACGGGUACGGCAUCGGUGUGGGCCGUCACGGAUCCGUGGUUGACGAGCGCGGCAACGUUCUCAAUCUGGCGGCGGCGGCGGCUGCUGCUGCUGCUCUCGAGCCAGCUGAUGAGCCCGAGCCAGCUGAUGCGCCCGAGCCAGCUGCAACCGAUGCGACCACCGGCUGGGACCAAGCGCCGAAUUCCCACUCGACUGCAUCGGUGUUGGUCUCGCCACGUCUCGAAUCCAACUCAACCCUCCCUCCCUCUUCCACCUUCCACCGCCACACCCUCUGCACUCGCCACGGGAAGCGACGCAACCCCGCCAUGGCGUCGUUCCUGAGUCAGGCGUCGUCCUACUUUGGACGCACCAACAUCUCGGUCAACUACACGAUUGACGAGUCGCAGUCGCCCGCGCACUGUGGUCUGUGGAAGAUCUUCCGUGCGACGCGCAAUGCGUCGUCCUUGGCCCCAGCUGCCGGUGGCUCAAGCUCUUCAUCGGCGUCUAAGAAUACCGUGUCGAUAUGGACGCAUACGUUCAACACACGCGGCCAGGUGCGCCAGCGCAUCACCGAGCAGCUCAAGAAGGAGGCGUCGUCGCUCACACGCCUGCGCCAUCCGUGCAUCCUCGAGGUGGUCGAGCCGCUGGAAGAGUCGCGCAACGACGUCACCUUCGCCACCGAACAGGUGUUUGCCUCGCUCUCGGAAGCGCUCGUCUCGGACCACCGCCAAGACGUGCAGCUGGACGAGGUCGAGAUCCAAAAGGGCCUGCUCCAGGUCGCACGUGGCCUCGAGUUCCUCCACACCGCAAAGAUGGUCCAUCAGAACCUCUCUCCCGACUCGAUCCUCAUCAACGCCAAGGGCGACUGGAAGCUCGCCGGCUUCUCGUUUCUCACGCCGCUCGAGCUUCCUGGCGGAGGUGGCAAGACGCCGUGGACGUUUCCCGACUACGACCCGAGCCUGCCGCCGGCCAUGAGCCGCAACUUUGACUACAUGGCACCCGAGUAUGCACUCGACGAAAAGUUGGGGCCGGAAAACGACAUGUACAGCCUGGGCUGUGUCGUCUACGCCGUGCACAACAAGGGCUCUCCGCCGUUUCGCAACCGCAACUCGCUGCCCAACCUGCGGGGCAACGCGGACCAGCUCGCCACCACCAUCGGCAGCCAGAGCUGGUCGCGCAUGGGCAGCGAUGUGCUCGACGUGCUCUCGAGCCUGCUCACGCGCUUUCCUGCCGCGCGUCUCACCGCGGCGUCGUUCCAGCAAGCGCGCUACUUCAACUCGAUCCUCGUCUCGACGCUCAAGUUCAUGGAGCGCGACAGCUUUGCCGGACGCACCAAGGAGGAGCGCGUGCAGUACCUCAAGGGCCUGCUCAAGAUCCUCCCGCAGUUCUCGGACCGCCUUUUGCGGCGCAAGGUACUGCCGGCCGUACUGGAGCUCAUGACCGACCGCUCGCUGCUGCCUUUCAUCCUGCCCAACGUGUUCCACAUCUCGAAGAACCUCUCGUCGCUCGAAUUCACCAACUCGGUGCUGCCCAAGCUCAAGCCGCUGUUUGCGGUGCAGGAUCCGCCGCAGAACAUGCUGCUGCUGCUCGACCAGAUCGAGCCGCUGUUCGUGCCCAAGACGGCGCCCACCACGUUCCGCGAGGAGGUGACGCCGCUUCUGUAUGCUGCGCUCGAGGCGGAAAACGUGCUGGUGCAGGAAAAGGCACUACGCACCGUACCUCGACUCGCCGAGAUCCUCGAAUACGCGCACGUCAAAGAGGUGCUCUUCCCCAAACUCGCAUCGCUCUUUGCCAAAACCAAGGUGCUCAGCGUCAAGGUCAGCUGUCUGAUCUGCUUCCAUGCGAUGGUGGGUAUUCUGGACAAGUACACGCUGACGGAAAAGCUGGUGCCCAUCCUGGCGCGCAUCAAGACCAAGGAGCCGAGCGUCAUGGUGGCGACGCUUGCGGUGCACGAGAGCAUGGCAGCCAAGGUGGACCGCGAAACGCUCGCCACCGCCAUCAUCCCGCAGCUCUGGAUCAUGUCCAUGGGCCCGCUGCUCAACGCCGACCAGUUCGGACGCUUCAUGAAGGCGGUGCGCGAGAUGAGCACGCGCGUCGAGAAGGAGCAUACCGCGCACCUGCGCGACGUCAAGCGCAUGCAGGAGCAUACCGACUCGUACACCGCCGACGCGCGCGCGGGCGGCCCGGGCGCAAACGGCGCUGCAGGAGGCGUCACUGGCAUCGGCGCCGGCGGCGAGAUCGACUUUGCCACGCUCGUCGGCCAGACCAAAACAGCACGCGGCGCGGACAAGGCGGUGGCAGACGACCCGUUCGGGCUGGCAGACGACUUUGGCGCGCUCGGUGGCGGAUCCUCGGGCCUCGGCGGCGGGGCGGGUCUGGUGGCGUCCGACAUCUCGCCUGCGGUCUCGAGCACGCCCACGCCCAUCGGUGGUCUCACACCCACGCACACGGGCCGAUCGGCGCCCAAGCCCAGCACACCAUCGCUGCUCUCUUCCAGCACCGCAUCGAGCACUGCAAGCAGCGUCCCGGCGCUAGCACCACCGCCGUCGUUUGUGCGCCCGCCACUCAGCGCCUCUUCGUCAUCCACCUCGUCGAGAUCCGCAGCACCCAUCACAUCGGCCACCAUUGCGCCAGUCAACGGUAGCUGGAACAGCGUGCUUCAACCCAGCUCCUCCAGUGUUGCCAAGCCUGCUGCGGCCACGUCCACGGCCUCUGGUGCAGCCGGUGGUGGAGGUGCGGGGCCGAACUACAAUAUCUCGCUGCCGCCAGCGACGGGGACGGGAUGGAACCCAGCGUCGUCGUCGCUGUCCUCAUCGCUGGCGCCCGCCAUCGAGCCUGCUCCGCCAGUUAGCAUUGCGCCGACACCAGCAGCGUCGGUAGGCCCACCAGGGUGGGGAGGUAGCGUAUUGCAGCCCAAUAAGUCGGCUGCGGUCGGAGGCGCGGGCGCAAAGUCGACCACAGACGCAUGGAAGGACUUUGACCCGUUUGCCUGA
Messenger RNA from Moesziomyces aphidis, 4071 nucleotides. NCBI's taxonomy places the organism in Eukaryota, Fungi, Basidiomycota, Ustilaginomycetes, Ustilaginales, Ustilaginaceae. The record is from the annotation of a GenBank genome assembly.